Molecule: messenger RNA, 1092 nt
Organism: Notolabrus celidotus (New Zealand spotty)
Lineage: Eukaryota; Metazoa; Chordata; Actinopteri; Labriformes; Labridae
Product: small integral membrane protein 28-like
Exons: 3
Coding region: 1-630 (209 amino acids)
Source: RefSeq, a predicted model, not a curated record
AUGUCUCCCAACGACCCCCACCCCUCCACCACCACCCCUCCGUCACCCAGCAUCCCUGACAAAGGUUCCUCCAUCACCGACCUCCACCUCCACCUCCACCUGAGCAUGAUGCGAGUGCUUCUGGAGAGCAGCUGGAUGAAGUUUGGACCUGCAGGAAGAGGCUCGUACGACUGGGUGACAGGCUCGCCGUCAACACAGGACAAACAGGGGCGAAGCUGGAAUGAGCUGGACCUGGGAGACGACAGAAAGACAGAGCUGGUGGUCUACGUGGUCCUCCCCAUCGUCUCAGUCCUGCUCUUGGCUCUCCUGGUGGGUCUGAUCUACCGCCGGUGUUCCCGCAGCAAACUGAGCCUGGCCGACAUCAUCGCUCUGGACCUCCAGGACGCCGAAAGCAGCGCCGAGUUCCUCUCCUCCCUGACCAGGAACGCAGAGCGCCACACCAGCACCAGCUCAGACGGAUCGGACGGGGUCUUCGUCAUGGUCUACCUGCCCCCGCCCUACGAGGAAACGCUCACCAAGAUCACCCGAGCAGCCAGCCUCUCCAGCUCCAAAGACACGGAGUCGAUAAAGAUCGAAGACCUGGAGGCCAAGCUGUGUCCGGAGCUGAAGGCCAGCGGCAGAUUCGUGUAACGCUGAGUCGACGUGCGGCGAUGAAAGACUUUAUAACUCCAAUAUUUGGUGGUUUAGAACUCUGUUACACUCAACCAGCUCUACACAGCUUUCAGCCCCUUUUAUCUCAUAGUUUUGAUUCUUUGCUUUGUCCGGUUCACUCUCUCCACUCUCAUAAACCUUGUUUUCAGCAAAGCAGGCACCAGCUGUCAUCACACAGAGUUAAACCCACUGUUCUCUACCCACAUAGGAGCACACAGGAGGCCCACAUCCAGCAGCUACACACAGAUAUUUCAGGGAGCGUGGAUCACACUGAGGAGCAACAUACAAUCAUUGGACUCACAUUUAUCAAAACACACCUCCAAUGGGAUGAUGAUGUUUCUCUGUGUCUGUUGGAUUGAUCAAAUGUAAAUGUCUGUGUGUCUACUUGUUUUGGAUUUCUGCCUGUAGUGUCUAAAUAUCAAUAAAAGUGGUUUUAAUUGA